This is a messenger RNA of Ceutorhynchus assimilis (cabbage seed weevil), 1923 nucleotides long. The record is from the annotation of a GenBank genome assembly. Lineage: Eukaryota; Metazoa; Arthropoda; Insecta; Coleoptera; Curculionidae.
AUGUGUAUGUGGUUUUUAUUUCAUCAUAUUCAUUUUUUUGGAAAUAUUUGGAUUAUUCCUGUUUUUAGUUGUUGAAUUAUCAAAAAACUGUUCAUUCUGGUCAAAAUAAUGAACUUCUCCAGUGUCCAUCAUCAUUUCUCUGGAUAAUAGUUGAAUUAUCCAGAAUCCAUCAUGAUUUUCCAUUACCUGUGUCUACUUUUUGCCAUAAUUUCGUCGUCCUCUUGUUUGCCGGAUCAAGGAAAAUGGGAUUUUGAAGUCACUUCGAGCAGUAGGCCCAUUUUUCUCAGUAAAAAUGUCUUCAAGGGAGCCAAAGUUUAUAUCAAAAUAAACUGUGAAACUGAUGUGGCCGACUCCGAAGUGAAACUCAAUUUUGCCAUCCUCCAAUCGCCUUGCUGGGAUCCCAGCGACAGUUUCGUUGAACUAAAAGAGAUUAUGGAAUCUUCAAGAGUGACAGUGAAUUCUUCGCAAGUUUAUCAUUCCAUUGAAACUUAUCAGUGCAAUGACCGCAUUUUCUUGAAAGAAGGAACUUUGCCCGAUAAAACUUCCAGAGACGAAAAAAUUCAUCCUUUGCAUGAGUUCAGCCGUGAUGGGGUCUAUGUAUUAGGCCUCGCUGUCACUACAGACAAUCCAGAUUUCGUCAUAGGAGUUCAUAUCGAGAUAAAAAGCGAUUAUGGUUAUUUAUCAGCAGUGGAUUGGCCCUUGUUACCAUUCUACGGAUUUAUGUGCAUAUACUAUAUAAUUCUAGGACUGAUUUGGUUGAUAUUAUCUUUUAUGCAAUGGAGGGAUUUAUUGAGAGUCCAAUUUUGGAUUGGAGGUGUAAUUUUAUUGGGAAUGCUCGAAAAGGCCACAUUUUAUGCUGAAUAUCAAAGCAUCAAUAAUGUGGGAACUGAAGUUCAAGGUGCUAUGAUUUUUGCUGAAUGGGUAUCGUGUGGUAAAAGGACUCUAGCUAGAAUGUUAGUUAUAAUUGUUAGUCUUGGUUUUGGUAUUGUAAAACCUAGAUUGGGGUCUACAUUGCAUAGAGUUGUGGGUGUAGGAAUUUUGUAUUUCUUUUUAGCAGCCUCGGAAGGUUAUUUGAGAAAUACUAAAACAAAAUCCUCGAAUGAUAGAGAUUUACUUGUGGCUUCUGUGCCUUUAGCUGUUUUGGAUUCGGCAAUUUGUUGGUGGAUUUUUUCGGCUUUGGUUAAUACUACUAGGACGUUGCGCUUGCGCAGAAACGAAGCUAAAUUGGCUUUAUAUAGACAUUUCACAAACACAUUGAUAUUUUCUGUGGUUGCUUCUGUGAUUUUUAUGCUUUAUUGCAUCAAAUUUCAUCACUAUGUUAAAUGUUUAACUGUUUGGAAAGAUAUUUGGCUUGAAGAUGCUUUCUGGCACAUUCUAUUUUCGAUUAUUUUAUUAGUGAUAAUGAUUCUUUGGAGACCGAAUAAUAAUAAUCAACGUUAUGCUUUUGUACCCUUGCUGGAUACAGGGGACGAUAACGACGAGGAAGAGCAUUUAGUUAAUGAUGCUUACGGGGUCAAAGUUCGGAUUCACCAUCAAAAACAACAACAUUCUCCAAGGAAUUCUGUUGAUGAUGAUUUGAGGUGGUUGGAGGAGAAUGUCAAAAGCGAUCCUGCUUUGCCUAUACUAGAUUCGGACGAGGAACUAGUAAAUACGCGUUUUGAGGUUUCCAAAAUGCAGUAGGUGAUAUAACAACUUACUGAGUAGGGGUUUUGAAUUUUUUCUUGUAUAUUUUUGUUAUUGUGAUAAUUUAUAGGAUACAAGUCCUUGUACUUAAGGCUUAAGUUUUGAGUUUUGUUUGAUAGAAAACCCUUUCGCAGUAUUAUGCUUAGUUAUUUAAUAAUUACUAGGGCCAUUUUUGUCAGUAUCCAUUUUAAUGCGUUGUACAUAUUGCAUAUUGCUUAUAAAUAAUAAAAUAAUACAUAA